Molecule: messenger RNA, 1288 nt
Organism: Belonocnema kinseyi
Lineage: Eukaryota; Metazoa; Arthropoda; Insecta; Hymenoptera; Cynipidae
Gene: Rho1
Product: ras-like GTP-binding protein Rho1
Exons: 5
Coding region: 296-937 (213 amino acids)
Biological process (GO): cell migration; small GTPase-mediated signal transduction
Molecular function (GO): GTP binding; GTPase activity
Source: RefSeq, a predicted model, not a curated record
CCAGCGCCCUCUUCCCCGUUGAUCGCUGCCUGUGUACUUCCGGCUUUGUGAAUUUCGUGACAACGUUUGAUAAUCAGUGAUAACCAGACAUGUCUACGUGAAUCGCGUCAGUGCCUCUUUUGCCAGGACAAUCUGGUCAAAAGAAAAAUUGUGUAGUUUUGUUCGGGAGCGGAAACUUCGACUACUCGGGGUGUCAUCGUUUGCCCAAAACAGCCUAGCAACAACAACCUCCGAAGGCAAAUUUUCAUUUCGAAGCAAGUUGCCAGAGAGAAAGCAGAAAGAAAGACUAAAAAGCAUGGGAUGCGUUACGGGCCGAUGCCUCGGUCCAGACGAAACGGGGUACCCUGGAUCAGGAUACAUGGCGGCCAUUCGAAAGAAACUCGUCAUUGUGGGCGAUGGUGCUUGCGGUAAAACUUGCCUGCUCAUAGUUUUUAGCAAGGAUCAAUUUCCUGAAGUAUAUGUGCCUACCGUAUUUGAAAACUAUGUAGCCGAUAUCGAAGUAGACGGAAAACAGGUCGAGCUGGCCCUCUGGGAUACAGCCGGACAGGAAGAUUACGACAGGUUGCGUCCUUUGUCAUAUCCUGACACAGAUGUAAUCCUGAUGUGCUUCUCAAUUGACAGUCCCGACUCGCUGGAGAAUAUACCGGAGAAAUGGACGCCCGAGGUGAAGCACUUCUGCCCGAAUGUGCCGAUUAUCCUCGUAGGUAAUAAAAAGGAUUUGCGCAAUGAUCCGAGCACGAUUAAGGAACUUGGCAAGAUGAAGCAGGAGCCGGUGAAGCCCGAGGAGGGCAGAGCCAUGGCCGAGAAAAUCAAUGCCUUUGCAUAUCUUGAAUGUUCCGCGAAAAGCAAGGAAGGUGUCAGGGAGGUCUUUGAAACGGCCACCCGAGCCGCAUUACAAGUGAAGAAGAAGAAGAAGGGAAGGUGUAGGCUGCUUUAAGGUGUUAAUCGAAAUGGGCCCGACGCAAAAAGAACGGGUGAAAUGUGGAGUGAAUCUAGCUGCAUCGAAGCUAGUCCUAAUGCCGGAUGCCCCAGCAUAAAUAAGCUAUAAUAUCUUAUCAUUAUUUUACAUAAUACCAACAAACAAACAAACAAAACAUACAAUAAAGAAAAGCAACAAGCCGAAGCAGUAAACUUCUUGUAAAGCAAUUCUGUUGUUGUCAAAUCCUAAAAAGAAAAGAAAAGAAACCAACAACUGUUCUCGUCGACACGCUGAAGCGGAAACGCACCCACGCGCAAACGGAAAUGACCUAUGUAAUAUAUAUAUAUUCAAUUUUUGGUUGACAAUGUA